Molecule: messenger RNA, 980 nt
Organism: Momordica charantia (bitter melon)
Lineage: Eukaryota; Viridiplantae; Streptophyta; Magnoliopsida; Cucurbitales; Cucurbitaceae
Product: ethylene-responsive transcription factor ERF109
Biological process (GO): regulation of DNA-templated transcription; ethylene-activated signaling pathway
Molecular function (GO): DNA-binding transcription factor activity; DNA binding
Source: RefSeq, a predicted model, not a curated record
AAAACCAAAAACAAAAAGAAAAAAAAAAUUCCUCUCUCUCUCCACCGGCAUGCAAAUGACCUCCGACCGCCCCCCCUUCCGCCGGAUCUCGGAGGAGCAGGAGGUUUCCGUCAUCGUCGACGCCCUCACCAAAGUUGUCUCCGGCGCCGUCGCCAAAGGCCUCCAAUUCCGCCCCGACCAUUUCCUCCACCUCCUCUCCCCAAUCUCCUCCCUCUCGGAUUCCGCCUCCACUUCCUUAAACGACGCCGUCCUCCCCCUUUCUGAUUUCGACACGUGUCACGUCUGCAGAAUUAAAGGGUGCCUCGGCUGUAAUUUCUUCCCGCCCUCGUCCCAGUCCGACGAUCGCAAGAAAUUGGGCGUCGGCGGCGGCGGCCGGAAGGCGAAGCGGUUGAAGAAGAAUUACAGAGGCGUGCGGCAGCGGCCGUGGGGGAAAUGGGCCGCCGAGAUCCGUGACCCGAAACAGGCGACCCGGGUCUGGCUCGGUACUUUCAACACCGCUGAGGACGCCGCACGUGCGUACGACGAAGCCGCUAUUAGAUUCCGCGGCCCACGUGCGAAGCUCAAUUUCCCAUUCCCCGAUAACUCCCUAACAUUCAAUCUCCCAAAUUUCUCUCCGGCGGCCGCGGUUACAACCGCCGCCACCGCCGCCGCUGCCACUGCCACUCCAGAUCAGAACCGGCAGUCAACUAAUAAUUUGUACGGAAAUGAAGCUCCGAAGAUCAGCAGCAGCAACAACGAAUUCUCGUUCCCCUCGAAAAUGGAGAUCCAAAACGACGACGAAUUGCCGAAAACGACGACGUUCGAGGACGAUGACAUCCAGAGCUGGAUAAUGGAUUUAUCUGGUGGUCAAUCUCUGAGCUGGUAAAUCAAAUUAAAUCAAAUUACCAGUCCAUAGGGAAAAAUUCUUUCAACUAUUUUUUUAAGUUCAGGGAAAGAAUUUUUCGGAAGCUAUUGAAUUUUUUUAUAAGAAAAUUGUAUGA